Molecule: messenger RNA, 372 nt
Organism: Vicia faba (fava bean)
Lineage: Eukaryota; Viridiplantae; Streptophyta; Magnoliopsida; Fabales; Fabaceae
Source: the annotation of a GenBank genome assembly
AUGACUCUUGCUGUGGCCGUAGGUUGUCUCACCCACAUGCCAAUGCUGCCAACCUCCAACUGUACCUCUAAAAAAUCAGUCAUAAUUACCAUAGCCAAGCUAUAUUUAGUGUUUCUACUAGGAAAAUGUAGUAACGAUGAUAACAACAAAAGACCAGUUGAAAGGAGUAAAAGAAAACCAGGUGGUACAGGUGUAGGAGGGUUGGGGUCUGGUCCACAUGUGAAUAUUACUAAGCAGCGACCAGAAAAUACUGAAGAUGGUGAACUAGAUAACAAUACUUUUGCAUUUGAUUUCACUCCCAAUGAGUGGUUGGUCAUUUUUCUUUUUUUUAUCCUCUUGGUGGAUUUGACAUGCUUUAAAACAAUUAAUUAA